AUGCCGCCCACCGCCGCCGAUCUGCCAACCCCCAUCGACGAGGAUCUCGUCUCCGUCACCAAGGAUGCCUACGAGUCGUUCCGCAAGGAAAAGCCCGUGUUCGAGGAGACCGUGACCGCCGCCGUCGAAAAGACCCCGAAGGAAUUGGCUGAUGCGGAUCCGUUGAUGCAAAACAUCCCGACGGUGGGCGAGCUUCGAGCCGUCAUCCCGGCCGAGUGCUUUGAGAAGUCGUUGCCCACCUCCAUCGCCUACAUGGUACUCGAUUUCGUGAUCAUCGCUGGGCUCUACAAGGCGCAGCCCUACUUUGAGAUGUUCUCGUUGCCCGGCAUGUUGUUCUGGUAUUUCCUGAUGGGGAUGAUGGGCUUCGCCGUAUUCGUCGUCGGCCAUGACUGUGGACACGGAACUUUCUCCAAGUACAAGUGGGUAAACGACAUCAUCGGCCACAUCUGCCACGGUAUCCUUUUGGCCCCAUAUUGGCCAUGGCAAAAGAGCCACCGUCUCCACCACACCUACACGUCGCAUCUGGAGAAGGACCACGGCCAUCCCUGGAUCACCAUCGAUCUCUACGAGACGUGGAACGACUUCAAGAGGUUCUACGCCAACAACCCCUACACGGCACUUGUUAGGUGGUACAUGUACACCGUGGCCGGUGUCACUGAUGGCUCUCACUUCUGGCCCUUCUCCCGCAUGUUUGACAACACCACCGAGCGAAUUCAAUGCGCCGUUUCGGGACUCGUGUGCAUCGCCUGGGCAACGGCUGCUUUCUGGUACUUGGACUACAGCGUGUACGCCUGGGUGAAGUUCUACUUACUCCCCGUGAUGUCCCAGGGCUUCUGGCUGACGAUGGUCACCUAUCUGCAACAUCAAACCGAGGAUAUCAAGGUGUUCGAGGACGGCACUUGGGGAUAUGUGCGCGGACAGCUGCAAACCAUCGACCGGCCAUAUGGUUACGGCAUUGACCAGCUGAUGCACCACAUCACCGACGGGCAUGUCGCUCACCACCUCUUCUUCACGCAGAUCCCCCACUACAACUUGAUGAAGGCCACCCACGCGUUGCAGCAGAAGCUCGCGCCUCUUGGCGUCUAUCGGCAUGAGAAAUCGCACGACUUCCUCCUCCAGUUCUACAACCUGAACCGGAAGCUGACCAGCCUCGUCGGCAAGGGUACCGGGCUGCUGCGCUACACGGCUUUCGAGAAGAAGACGGCC
Messenger RNA from Mesorhabditis spiculigera, 1206 nucleotides. Lineage: Eukaryota; Metazoa; Nematoda; Chromadorea; Rhabditida; Rhabditidae. The record is from the annotation of a GenBank genome assembly.